UCUCUCCAUCUCUCUCGCACACACACUCAGUUACUUUUGAGCUCUACCCCCCCAUCUUUUAGUCAAUUCCUUGCUUCUGGAGCGAGUUGACUGUUCCGACACCGUUGGCACUCACGGGCUGGGUCACUAUAAUCGCUGUCUGAUAGGGGCAAGGACAAUAGGCUACAUACAUUCAUAAAUGUCAUGACAAUUAUCAGUUUGACUUUUCUCUCAAGAAAAACCGACGCACUGACAUCCUAAAUAAGGAGAAAAUCUCAGACCAUCCAAUUGAGUUGGAGAUUAUAGAUUCAUUUUUGAACUGAAGGUGUAUGUGUAUAGUCCCGUGAUGUUGGCCCACUCUUCUCUCCUGUUGCUGCUGUGUCUCGCGCGGCUGCCCACCCCCUUGUCGGCCCUGCCCUUUGAGCAGAGGGGAUUCUGGGACUUUGCGAUGGACAGCGAUGUGGGAGGGAUGAUGUCAAUGAUGAGAGAUGAAGAGGAAGGCUCGGCAAUAGAGGAGCUGCCCCCCCCUGAUCUGCCCUCAUGCCCCUUCGGGUGCCAGUGCCAACGCAGAGUGGUGCAAUGCUCCGAUCUGGGUUUGACUGAAGUGCCUAAGGGCAUUCCCGCUGACACCAAACUCUUGGACCUGCAGAACAACCGCAUCACUGAGCUGAAGGAGAACGACUUCAAAGGCCUUGGCAACCUCUACGCCCUGUCCCUGGUGAAUAAUAAGAUCAGCAAGGUCCACCCCAAGGCCUUUGUUCCUCUGAAACACAUGCAGAAGCUCUACUUCUCCAGAAACCUCCUGACUGGAGUCCCCAAGAACCUGCCCUCCUCUCUGGUGGAGCUCAGGAUCCAUGAGAACCGCAUCAAGAAGGUCCAUGAGGGGGCCUUCUCUGAACUGGGCAGCAUGAACUGCAUAGAAAUGGGAGGGAACCCCAUCCAGAACAGUGGGUUUGAGCCAGGAGCCUUCAAGGGACUGAAACUGAACUACCUGCGUAUUUCUGAGGCCCAACUCACUGGAGUACCCAAAGACCUGCCAGACAGUCUCCAUGAGCUCCAUCUGGACCACAACCAGAUACAGGCCAUCGAGCUGGAGGACCUGAGCCGCUACAAACACUUGUACAGGUUGGGUCUGGGCUUUAACCACAUUCGUAUGAUAGAGAAUGGCAGUCUAGCUUUCGUCCCCCGCCUGAGAGAGUUACACCUGGAGAACAACAGACUCACAGCAAUCCCCAAGGGUCUGCCUGACAUGAAGUACCUACAGGUGGUUUACCUCCAUUCCAACAGCAUCAGCAAGGUGGGAGUGGAUGACUUCUGCCCAAGAGGCUUUGGGAUGAAGAGGUCGUUCUAUAAUGGCAUCAGCCUCUACUCCAACCCUGUCAACUACUGGGAGGUCCAACCCGCUGCCUUCCGCUGUGUCAGUGACCGUCUGGCCAUCCAGUUUGGCAACUACAAGAAAUAAGCACAGGGAGAAAGUGAUAGAGAGGAUGGAAGGAGGAGUGAGAGAAGAGGACUGGGGAGAGGAGGAGGUUGAGGAGAGAAGGAGGCAGAGACCAGAAUUGGGGAAAGGAGAUGAGUAAAAUUGCCCUGACCAAAUUUAAAUCUGUAUUCGAUAGAGAGAACGAGAGAUGGUGAGGACAGAUGAGAGAAAAUAAACAAUAGAGAUGUGUUUGCAUUCUAAUUCCAACUAUAGAGAUCCUGUAUUCUAAUUCCGGUUCCAACCAUAGAGAUCCUGUAUUCUAAUUCCUGAUUCUAACCAUAUAGAUCCUGUAUUCUAAUUACAGUUCUAACCGUAGAGAUCCUGUAUUCUAAUUCCUGACUCUAACCAUAGAGAUCCUGUAUUCUAAUUCCUGAUUCUAACCAUAUAGAUCCUGUAUUCUAAUUACAGUUCUAACCGUAGAGAUCCUGUAUUCUAAUUCCUGACUCUAACCAUAGAGAUCCUGUAUUCUAAUUCCUGAUUCUAACCAUAGAGAUCCUGUAUUCUAAUUCCUGACUCUAACCAUAGAGAUCCUGUAUUCUAAUUCCUGAUUCUAACCAUAGAGAUCCUGUAUUCUAAUUCCAGAUUCUAACCAUAGAGAUCCUGUAUUCUAAUUCCAGAUUCUAACCAUAGAGAUCGUAUAUUCUAAUUCCUGAUUCUAACCAUAUAGAUCCUGUAUUCUAAUUCCUGAUUGUAGGAGAGAAACAUACAGUGUGAGGGGAAUAGAAAGGGAAGGAUGUGCUUGCCCUAUCCACAUUUCAAUAUAUGUCUUUUUUUAAACCAUGCUUUUAAUAAUCAGGUAUUAAAGCCUGAAAACAGGGUCAAUAUAAAUAAAUAAAUACUAUUGUGUUUGUGUCAAAUUAAUCAGUACUCAGAAAUAUAUUUUUUUGAGGAUGUUUUUUUCCCCAACCAAAUUGCAAAGAUGAGAUAUAUGAUAAGAAAUAUUUUGAAGCAUUUCCUUCAAUAUUGUUUUUAUUACAAGAUAGCUUUAUUUGUUAUUAUUACACUUUUUGUGUUAUUAUAAUUUUGGUGAAGAUACAUUACAGGUAAAAUAUAGAAAAGCAAUGCCUGUUUAUAGAUGAUCAUAUAAGAGGUGCUCUUUUUACAUAUGUUUGUUGUGUAUCUAUUUGGGAGUCACAUUUGAACCUUCCUUCUAUUGCUAACAUCAGACUUAUCAGGUGCUAACUUGGAUGCCAUAAUCAAUUUGUACUGUAUGUCAUAAGCAAACCCAACCUAUGGAAAGAAAAAGUUUAAGGUUGGAGUCAAUUCCACUAUUUCAAAUCAGAUUCCAAAACGGAAGUUGUCAGUUCCAAUACAUCACAAAUCCAAACAAAAACAUAGAUUUCUUAUUCCUUUGAUUUGAUACCUCUGAAUCACAAGUGGAACUGACCUCAACCUGGAGAUGUCAGUCUCAAUUAGGUAGGCUACUCCCCAGGGGAAACUGCCCUGGAUCCGAUUCUUCCUGGGUGCCAUUUUGUGUCCAUCCCCACUUAAGCAAUAGGUCUCCUGAGUGUAUACAGUGACAGUACAAUAAGGGGUGAACCGCCAGAGUGGGACUUGAACCAGCAACCCUGCAGGUCCAGACCUCUUGGCAGAGGCUGCAGUCAGGGAGGUUAUAACAGCAGUGUUUGAUGGAUUGUUUUGCACAGUGUCUCUGUAAUGCUUUCUCUGCUGGGUUUCCUCUGGGUAUUUAGUCUGUGUAAAUGAUAGAUGUAGUUGCCUUAGUUCUUAAUGCCUUUUCUAUACUCUGCCAAGCUACCGCUGCAUGUAAGAAUAAAGAUUUUUUUCAGCCUGACUAUAGCAGAGAGAACGUGUGAUGGUAUGGUGGUGGAAAGAAGCUGUGUGAGAAAUAAAAGACAACUACAACAUUG
Oncorhynchus mykiss (rainbow trout) is the source of this 3327-nucleotide messenger RNA. RefSeq names its product biglycan b (gene bgnb). Gene Ontology annotation, molecular function: protein binding. Lineage: Eukaryota; Metazoa; Chordata; Actinopteri; Salmoniformes; Salmonidae. The record is from RefSeq and is a predicted model, not a curated record.